UACAUCAGUUUGUUCUGAAUUACUGUGAGCUGAACAGAUCUCUCUCUCUCUCUCUCUCUCUUCUGCACACUGAUGUCUAUAUAAUCCCGAGCUCCUUUUUUUCUCCUUUCACCCCAUUUAAAGCAGAUCACAUCGCCUUGCCUUUGGGUUGUUCUUGUUGUUGUUCUUCUUGUUGUAUUUCUUUCCCCGUCUUGGAACAAAAAAAAAUGAGUGGGACCUUUGAGAAAAAGCUGCCCAGCCUCCUGACUGAUAUCCAAGGUGCUCUAGGUUGCCACCCAGCCAAGGAUUCGCCAACUCUGCCGGAGUCCACAGCCACAGACGCCAACUAUUACAAUCCCCAGUUCUGCCAUCCUCAACAUGAUUACUACCAGACUCCAGCCUAUUCCCAGCCAAUCAGCCACUACCCUUACCACCACCACCAGUUCAACCUCAACAGUCUUUCGGGACCCAACUCUUACUCGCAAAAACCCGACUACUCUUACACCACUAAUUCCUACCGUCAGUAUGGACAUUUCAACAGAGAACAUCUAAACGCACCGAUGGACAGAGUUUCAGUCAAAGAGGAGCCGGAACCCGAAAUCCGAAUGGUGAACGGCAAACCGAAAAAGAUCCGCAAACCCAGGACUAUUUACUCCAGCUUUCAACUGGCAGCCCUUCAGAAACGUUUCCAAAAGGCGCAAUAUCUGGCCUUACCGGAGAGAGCAGAGCUGGCUGCCUCCUUAGGACUGACACAAACACAGGUGAAAAUCUGGUUUCAGAACAGAAGAUCCAAGUUCAAGAAGCUGUACAAGAACGGGGAACUCACAAUGGAACACAGCCCCGAUAACAGCGACUCCAUGGCUUGCAAUUCCCCGGCUUCUCCCACCGUUUGGGAGAACCACAAUACAGUCAGGAACACCCUCCAACAGCCAUCACAUAACUCCUCUCCAACUUACCUUGAAGACUACAGUCACUGGUAUCCACCAACUCCCUCAGGCUCGCAUCUACAAAGCACAAACUCGCUUCACCAGCCGCCUCCCCAGAGCGCUGGCUCAGUCUAUUAACUGUAUUAACUUUGGGUGGGGGAAUUUUGUAAACACACAACAAACUUUUGUGGGUGGGGUGGGGAACAAAAACACAACUUUCGCCCCCCUCACCUUUACCAAGAACCCUCAACUCUCGGGGACCAUUGAGACUAACUUCGAGAAUUAAGUGUGAAACUGUCGCACACAACACUAUGUUGUAUAUAAUAUCCGAAGGACAAGUACAAGGCGGACGUUAAUCAGGGCAUUUUAUUCUCUCUCUCUCUAUUUAUCUCUUUCUUUCUCCUAAAAAGUGUAAUAGUUGUGAACUUCAAACACUGUCUCUUCACCGUUAUUGCUGUUAUUUCCCAAUUCAACUCAGACCCAAAUCUGAACCGCUUUUGUCCGCUGUCUCUUAUAUUUUCAUUAUUUAAGUCUCNUUUUUUGGAUCGACGAACUGGUUUAAAUUAUUGCUUGUAUGUAAAAUGUUUUUUUGUAAUAAAAAUAAUAAUAAUAACGAGGGGAAAAAACAAUAAGACGUUGUUUCGUUUCCAUGUAACUGACACUCAUUGAAAACCCUUCUCAAACGGUAAGGAAAUAAUUAAUCAUUUAGCUGGUAGUUUGCAACUACACUAUAGAAGCUUAAUUUACAGUGAAUUGGAAGCUCACAAGUUAAUACAACUGUAUUUAUAUCCCAUCCCAGACAGUACGAAACGAUUAAAAGAUGUACAUAAGAUUUCAUGCAUAAAACUGUAAAAUAACAAUUAAGAGGAAACAAACCCCCUUGAGCAGUUGUGAAGUUAUAUUUCGCCCAUCUUCCUCACCGAAAUGUAAAGUUACUCGCAUUUUACCACCUGCACCUGACUGCCUUGUAGCUGUUGUUUGUUUUGUAUUUAAUCUUUUUAAAAAAAUAAAUGCCCCUCUUUUAUGAUGUUCUUUCUUAAUGCGAAAAUGUUAAUAAAAAAACAAAU
Callorhinchus milii (elephant shark) is the source of this 1972-nucleotide messenger RNA. RefSeq names its product distal-less homeobox 3b (gene dlx3b). Gene Ontology annotation, biological process: epithelial cell differentiation; embryo development; regulation of transcription by RNA polymerase II. Gene Ontology annotation, molecular function: DNA-binding transcription factor activity, RNA polymerase II-specific; RNA polymerase II cis-regulatory region sequence-specific DNA binding. NCBI's taxonomy places the organism in Eukaryota, Metazoa, Chordata, Chondrichthyes, Chimaeriformes, Callorhinchidae. The record is from RefSeq and is a predicted model, not a curated record. The transcript has 3 exons. Bases 207 to 1043 code for a protein of 278 amino acids.